This is a messenger RNA of Melospiza georgiana, 2040 nucleotides long. Its product is annotated as solute carrier organic anion transporter family member 4C1-like. Gene Ontology annotation, cellular component: membrane. Gene Ontology annotation, biological process: sodium-independent organic anion transport; transmembrane transport. The transcript has 13 exons. NCBI's taxonomy places the organism in Eukaryota, Metazoa, Chordata, Aves, Passeriformes, Passerellidae. Gene Ontology annotation, molecular function: protein binding. The record is from RefSeq and is a predicted model, not a curated record. Bases 1 to 2040 code for a protein of 679 amino acids.
AUGAAGGGCGGUGGUAUCGACAACCCAGCGUUCGACACACCCUCCUCCGACUUCGGCCAGCAGUACCACGCGGGCCCCGCCGGGGCAGGCGCCGGCGCCGCGGCCCCCGCCGGGCCCGGCCCUUACCCCGAGGAGGGGCCCUGCGGGUGGGGUCCCUGCGCCCCCAGAGCUCUGCAGUUCUGCAACAAUGCCAAGGGGUACUUGGCUGCUUAUAGCCUGUUGGCCGUCUUCCAAGGUAUUGUGGUAAAUGGCCUGAUUAACAUUAGUAUUUCAACAAUUGAGAAGCGUUAUGAGUUGAACAGUUCCCUCACUGGUUUAAUCUCUGCAAGCUAUGAUAUUGCUUUUUGUUUACUGUCACUGUUUGUAUCUUACUUGGGAGAAAGAGGGCACAAACCACGAUGGCUUGCUUUCUCAGCAUUUAUGUUAGGACUGGGCUCACUUGUAUUUUCCUUACCACACUUCAGCAGUGGAAAAUACCAGUAUGGAAGUAAAAUUGAAGACACAUGUCAAACUGCAGAAACCACCUUUGCUAAUGCCACUUGCAGUGCCAGCACAAGCUCUCCACUUCGCAACUAUCUGUACGUCUUCAUCCUCGGACAGCUGCUGCUGGGAGUUGGAGGAACUCCUCUGUAUACUUUGGGGACAUCUUUUAUUGAUGAGAGUGUCCCAAAACAUAAGUCUUCCCUUUACAUAGGAGUUGGCUAUGCCAUGUCUCUGCUGGGUCCUGCUAUUGGCUAUGUCUUAGGAGGGCAGCUGCUUCAAGUUUAUAUUGAUAUCCAGAUCCCAAAAAGUACAAAGAUGGAUCAAGAUGACCCACGUUGGCUUGGAGCAUGGUGGAUAGGAUUUCUUGCAUGCUUUUUUGCAGUUUGGCUUCUUAUAAUACCGUUUUCAUGCUUUCCAAAGCACCUACCAGGUACUGCAAAAAUUCAGGCUGAAAAAAUCCCUGAAACUCAUGAUGAUGGAGGUCAAGUACUGGUUCAGACCAAUGAUAUUGGACAAAGUUUUAAAGACUUUCCUAUGGCUCUCCUGAUACUCUUGAGGAAUCCAGUGCUCAUGAGUCUAAUAGUAGCCAGCUCCUCAGAAGCUUUGGUUGCCACUGGAUUUGCCACAUUUCUACCUAAGUUUAUAGAAAAUCAGUUUGGAAAGUCAUCAAGUUUUUCAGCAACUCUUGGAGGACUUGUACUAAUUCCAGGAGCAGCACUAGGCCAAGUCAUAAGUGGUGUCUUGGUUUCCAAGCGCAAAAUGGAUUUGAAAAGCAUAAUCAAGUUCAUGAUAGUCACCUGUACAGUGGCCUUAAUAUUAAACACAGUGUUCUUAUUUGCUAAAUGUGGGAAUGAGCCUUUUGCAGGUGUCUCUGAAACAUAUAAUGGAACAGGCACUCUGUAUAACUUAACAGCACCAUGCAAUGCAAACUGCCGGUGUUUGCGCUCCGUAUACUACCCAGUUUGUGGCAGUGAUGAAGUCCAGUACUUUUCUCCCUGUUUUGCAGGUUGUGCCUCAUAUCUUGUAAACAACAUGAAAAAGACAUACCACAACUGUUCCUGUAUUGGGAAAUCAAAAAGAAGAAAUGGUUCAGAAGACUUUCUCUAUGAAGCUGUUCCUGGGAAAUGCCCAACAAAAUGCAAACUUUUACCUUUAUUCCUGGUCUUCUUCUUUUUUACUGUUGUUUUUACAUUUAUGGCUACUACUCCAACAACCGUGGCCAUUCUCAGAUGUGUGCCAGAUAAACAGCGUUCAUUUGCUCUUGGAGUACAGUUACUGUUUCUGCGAAUACUGGGUUCUAUUCCUGGACCAAUUUUGUUUGGUGCUGCUAUAGACAACAGUUGUACUCUGUGGGAUAUUGAUGAAUGUGAAACUAAAGGAGCUUGCUGGGUAUAUGACAAUGAAAGAAUGGCUUAUUUGCUCAUGGGCAUAAGUACUGCUUGCAAAAUCAUCACAAUCAUCUUUGUGAUCAUGGCAGUGUAUUUCUACAAGCCUCCACCAUUAACUAAAGCCCUGCAACAAAAGACUUCAGAAAAGAUAUCUGCUGUACACACAUAA